GCUGUUUUAGAGAGGCGCACAAGGCAGGAGAGAGUGCCUGUGAGAGUGUGUAUGUCAGUCAAUCCAACCACACUCUUCAAAACCCUUUUUCUGCAGAAUCCCAUUUACUCACUAGCAUUGACUCCAGGAUGGGUGAAGAUUCCUCUCACGCUAAGCAAAGCACAGCCACCUUACCCAGGGAGGAGAGCAGCCCGAUUCCACCUGCUCCAGCCAUGGAUGCUCAGGAUCUCCUCAUCUCGAGCUUCAGUCCUAGGUCGGCACACUCUUCCCCCGUUCACACCCUCAGCCGCCUGGGCUCCAAAUCCCCCACCAUCCCCACGGCUACUGGGGGCCAGAUAAGCGCCAUCACGGUGGUGGCUCUGCUCGACAAGCUGGUUGUGAUGAUCGAGUCAGUGCAAGAGAACCAGCAGAGGAUGGAGAAGAAACAGGCUGAGCUGGAGGGGGCAGUCAGGGUGGUGCAGGGUGACGUGACCCGGCUCGCCAAGAGCCACAUGUCCACGGCCAACAGCGUGGCCAAGCUGCUGGAGCGCUCGCGCAAAACAAGCAACAAUGUGAAGGAGGUGCGGGAACGUCUGGAUAGACAGAGCAGCCAGGUGAAGCAUCUGGAAGCCAACCACACCCAUCUGCUCAAGAGGAACCACUUUAAAGUGGUCAUCUUUCAGGAGGACAAUGAAAUCCCCUCCACUCUGCUCACUAAAGAUGGUAUGGCCACCUUUCAGGAUGAAAUGGUUCCAUCUGCACCAACUCCACACACUGAUCUAAACUGCUCCAAAGACGAAGGCCUGCAGACCAUCAGCCUCUCCUCUAAUGAGGAGGAGGACAAAGGAGCAGCAAGCCCCCUGGCAGAGGGUGGCACAGAUUAUCUGGUAGAUCUGCAUGAGGAGAGCCUCCCAGACUUUGGAAGUGAACGUCUGGAACGCUCUCGUGCAGACAAGUUCAAGCGCUCAAGUCUGAAGAAGGUGGAUAGUCUGAAAAAGGCCUUCUCUCGAAGCAGCAUCGAGAAGAAAAUCAACAAGAUUGUACCUCCAGAACGACUUGAGAAGAUCAAGAAAAGCUUCACCCCGAACCACCCGAAGAGUCCCACUUCCCAGAGCUCAUCCUUCAAAGUCUCUCCAAUGACUUUCAACAUCAAGAAGGUACGAGAUGGAGAUGCUGACUCUUCUCAGCAGCCUGAGAGCUCACCCAGGAAUCUUAGCCCAGUAGAGGUGCCCUCCAUAGGGGGACCUGAUGGUGAAUUGCCACUGCCUGAGUUACACUCGUUGGGGGAGAAAGUGAAUGGAGGUGGCCAUCACACUCCCUCGACUCCAGGCAGCGCAGAUGGUGAGGUGUCUAUUACAGAAGGGGGUGGAAAUCUUGAUAAUGGUCCCUCUGUAAAUCUAGCUGAGGAGGAUGUGGAGAGACAAGAUGAUGAUGCUGAUGACAAUGAGGAAAAUGUGGAGGAGGGAGAGUUGGAGGAGCAGGAGGAGGAGAAAGAACCAAGACCUGUGGGGGAAGCAUCUGCUCCUCCCAUGUCAACUGCCGUUACUGUUGAGCAAACUUCUUAAAUUUAUUAGUUGCAUUCUAAUCUUUAUACAUAUGACUUCAAUCUACUUUGAGACUUUGGGAAUAAUAGACCCCAUUUACAACUGGUAUUAAGAGGCAUCUUGGGUGAUCCGAUCACGUGGUCAGUUGAGACACAUCAAUGUUUAAACCUGGUCAAACAAAUUUGUCUCCUGUGACCACUUGUGUGUCAGAAAAGAUAAAGAAAGCAGCAACAAAAAAAAAAUGGCACAAAAGCAACAUAUCGAGCAGAAUUGCUCAUUAUUUUAGUGGAUUACCUGUAUUAACCUGAGCUGCAGAUGUUCUGGCUUCUCAUAUGUGUCUGUACAAGUUGAUUUCAGACACACUGAAGAAGAUCCAUGAAGUUCUCGUGCUUGUAUCUGCUUUUUACAUUUUCUGAUUGGAUGUUUAUUUCCUUUCAAAGCUGCUCCUAACUGACAAGAGUUUAAACUCUUGUUUUAGCACAGCGGUUGAAUGACAGGUGAGGUGCACUUUGCUGCUGCCGGUGUUGUGCUGAAAUUAGCGCUUUAUUUAGCGCUGACCACAUGUGACCAGAUCACCAAAAACGUAAUUUUUUAGGUUACACAUGGUAUUAAGGUAAAUCUUAAUACCAUGUGUAAAUGGGGUCAGUGUUACUCGCUUCUGCCACUGGCAUCUUGUCCCCAAGCUUGUUUAAUGUUAAAUAGCAUGUAUGCUGAUAUAACUUUUAAUUAAUCCCAAAUAUAAUGUAAUGAUGUAAUAAAUAACAUAUUAUACUAAAUUCAGAUAUUAAGAAUGUUCUUAAUUCCAUUUAAAUAGAUUCUGUAAAAAGGUCCAGAGAAUGGUACAGCAGUCUAGACAACUGGUCACAAUGAAAUAGCAAAAUAACUAAAUUUUCCUGUGGAAGCUGUUGAAUAACAUGAAAUUUAUUGAACUGCAAAGCCUGAACUCUCUUUCCCACCGGGCGCAUAUUGUUUGACUCAGAUUGAACACAUACUUAUUGGCUCAGUAGAUCGGCGCCCCCCCAUGUGAUGCCAUCCUAGGCGCUUGCCUUUGUCACCCAAUGGUUUGCUUAUCAUAAUGUUAUAAAUAAACUGACCAAUCAAAAUGGAUCUUCA
Molecule: messenger RNA, 2636 nt
Organism: Xyrauchen texanus (razorback sucker)
Lineage: Eukaryota; Metazoa; Chordata; Actinopteri; Cypriniformes; Catostomidae
Product: caveolae-associated protein 2-like
Exons: 2
Coding region: 129-1544 (471 amino acids)
Cellular component (GO): cytoplasm; caveola
Molecular function (GO): protein kinase C binding
Source: RefSeq, a predicted model, not a curated record